Tinamus guttatus (white-throated tinamou) is the source of this 1300-nucleotide messenger RNA. NCBI's taxonomy places the organism in Eukaryota, Metazoa, Chordata, Aves, Tinamiformes, Tinamidae. The record is from RefSeq and is a predicted model, not a curated record.
CUGAUCUCAGAGAAGAAGAACGUGAUGGACGUGGAGGUGACGAACAGCUCGGUGCCCGUCUGCAGACAAGGUCUGUUCAUCCACGCGGGGAGCCCGCUGGUGCGAGACCACCCGCUGUCCUGUGAGAGGCUGCUGCAUGUUGGGCAGCUCAACUUGGCACACUCGGACAUAAGGUCGCCCAGGUUUCCGGAGUCGGGAGAUGCUGCUGCUCCAUGCCUGAAUGGAAGCCACCCGGCUCAGCACAUCAAACAGGAGUGCCUGAGCGAUUAUAAGGUUGUGUCUGAGGCUUCUCCACACAGGAGGAUUACGGAGGGGAUGGAGCUGCGAGCCCCCGGUAGCCUGCAUCCGGACAUAGACCUAGUGAAUAAUAGCUUUACAAAUUCGCUUUCAACGUACUUGUUCAAUAACGAACAUAGCUCCUCCCUGGGUCCCUUGUCGCUCGGCACCCCUCAGCACUCGGGCAGGCUGCAGUCGAGCAGCCUGAAGAAGAGAUGCAUUUCUGUGGUGCCGUCCUCAGCCGAAGGAAUCGAUAUUACAGCUAUCAUCCGCACGUCGCAGACGUCACUGGUCACCUGUGUGAACGGGCUGCGGACUAACUCGGCUGGCAUUUCCUCUCAUCCUGUGGAGAGCAGUCAUCACGGCGCUCAAAAAUCCUCUCGGCCCCAAUCUUGCUCUCAGCCCGGAAACCCUUGCAGCAUCCCCUCCCCUCCAGCAUGUCUUGUGCCUGUUGCUGCUGACUGCGACAGAGGCGACUGUGAGCAGAUGCCAAUGCAGCAAGUGGAGGAGAAUGGAGCCCUCAGCCUUAUGAUGAACGGCACGAGCGUUCCCCAUCAGAGCGCCCCGCACAGCACCCAGAAGGUGAGUUUCUUAAAACAAGAACCGGCCGAUGAUUACUCCUCCGCUUCUGACCUUUUCCGGCAUCACCAGGGGUUGCCUCCCCCCUACCAUCUCCACCAGCAGCUCAGCCAGACCCCCGGGCCGCUGCCUCACUUGCACCCCGCCGUGUCCCCCAAGUCCCUUCAGCCCAGCGAGGGCGACGAGCAGGACCUCAGCAGUGGCAAGCAGGUCUGUCGCUGGAUUGACUGCAGUGCCACGUACGACCAGCAAGACGAACUGGUCAGGCACAUAGAAAAGACGCACAUUGACCAGCGGAAAGGAGAGGACUUCACUUGCUUCUGGGCAGGCUGCGUCCGCCGGUAUAAACCCUUCAAUGCUCGCUACAAACUGCUGAUUCAUAUGAGGGUUCAUUCCGGAGAAAAACCAAACAAGUGCAUGGUAAGUCUGGAAUAUAUUUGCUUGA